Aspergillus neoniger CBS 115656 is the source of this 7470-nucleotide messenger RNA. Its product is annotated as type I polyketide synthase. Gene Ontology annotation, biological process: fatty acid biosynthetic process; secondary metabolite biosynthetic process. Gene Ontology annotation, molecular function: phosphopantetheine binding; oxidoreductase activity; fatty acid synthase activity. The transcript is spliced from 19 exons. Lineage: Eukaryota; Fungi; Ascomycota; Eurotiomycetes; Eurotiales; Aspergillaceae. The record is from RefSeq and is a predicted model, not a curated record. Bases 1 to 7362 code for a protein of 2453 amino acids.
AUGGCAGGGAAACAUCUGGAACCCCUGGCAGUAGUUGGCAUAUCUCUUCGCUUUCCCGGAGAGGCUGUCACACCUGAGGCCUUUUGGGAACUGAUCCUAAGUGGCAGAGCUGCAGCAAAGGAGGUUCCUCCAGACCGAUAUGACGUUGAUGCAUGGCACAAUCCAGACUACAGUCACUUGGACAGGGUGUCUCAACGGAAAGCGAAUUUUCUGGAAGGGGAUAUUGGCCAUUUCGAUGCAGGCUUCUUCUGCAUCUCUGCUGCGGAAGCCGAGGCGAUGGACCCACAACAGCGGCUCGCCCUCGAAACAGCGUAUCAUGCUCUCGAAAAUGCAGGAUAUCCCAUUGAGGCAAUUACUGGAGCAAAGAUGGCUGUUUUUACCAGUGCAUUUGAUCUUAUGACCUUGCCAAAAGGUCAUGCUACUGGGACUUCUAUGAAUAUGCUCGCGAACCGAGUGAGCUGGUUUUUCAACCUCAAAGGCCCAAGUGCUAAUGGAAUGGCAAUCGGCUGUAAUGCAAUUCUCGGCUUGGAUACCGUUCUGGCCCUAGACAACCUUGGCAUCUUGUCCAAAGAUGGUCGAUCGUACAGCUUCGAUCAGAGGGGCAAUGGAUAUUCUCGCGGAGAAGGAGUGGGGGCUUUAAUCGUACGCCCACUAAGUGAGGCUAUUAAAAAUGGCGACACCAUCCGAGCUCUCAUUCGGUCCACUGGCUCCAACCAAGAUGGCAAAACACCUGGUAUAACGCAGCCUAGCAUGGAAAGGCAAGAGGAUCUCUAUCGGGAUACAUAUGAGAGAGCUGGCCUAAGCUUGGAUGUUACUCGAUAUGUCGAGGGCCAUGGAACAGGAACCGCCGUAGGCGACCCCAUCGAGGCUCGAGCCAUAGGCAAUAUCUUUCGUCCACAUCGCAGCUCAGACGAACCGGUCUACCUUGGAUCCGUUAAGUCGACCAUUGGCCACCUUGAAGGCGCAAGCGGAGUAGCCGGGGUUCUCAAGGCCAUCUUAGCGGUGGAGAAGGGAAUUAUCCCACCCAAUACAGACCUCCAGACUUUGAAUCCUAGGAUAGACGAGGAAUUCUUGCACGUGAAGGUCCCUCGGAAGGCUAUUCCAUGGCCUGUUGAUGGUAUCCGAAGGGCUUCCGUCAGCUCUUUUGGCUUUGGGGGCACCAAUGUUCACAUAGUCCUAGAUAACGCAUCAACUGAGCUCGUGAAGAAUGACCUUAGGCUGCAAGCAACCAUCAAUGGGCCAGCUAUUCCCACACUCGGGCGGACAGUGACAAGGUCGUCGGAUAUGGCAAGACUGCUUGUGUGGUCUUUCGCCGACAAGGAAGGUAUCAUGCGGUUACAGGAGACUUGGAAGCCUUUCUUUGCUGGUCUCAAUAUCGAACCAGAAGAACGCCCUCGCUACCUGUUCCGUCUAGUACACACCUUAUCUGCAAGGAGGUCGUGCCUUGAAUGGCGAGCGUACGCUGUUACUCAAACGAGCGACGAUUGGGCAACGAUUCCUGACAGUGUAGUUUCCCCGGGGCAAUCUAUUCCCUCACCCAAUAUAGCUUACAUAUUUUCUGGGCAGCUUACGACAUACUCGACCUUCUAUAACAGCAUCCAGGCAGCAAACGAUUAUUUACAAACCUUAGGGUGCCACUGGAACCUGUUGGAUGCUCUGCAGAAGAGUGAAUCGGAAUCUCCAAUUAACCUUACGGACCACAGCCAGACCUUAUGCACCGCGUUGCAGGUUGCACUCGUUGACCUCCUUGGGCAAUUCGGGAUUGUUCCCAAAAAGGUCGUUGGACAUUCUUCCGGAGAGAUCGCUGCUGCAUACUCCACUCGCGCUAUCUCUCGACGUGAUGCUUGGAGAAUUGCUUUCUACCGAGGCCUCUGGAGCAGCAAUCUGGAAAAGCACAGCUACGUGCGAGGACGUAUGCUUGCUGUUGCACUGAGUGAGAAGGAAGUCCUUGCAUACUUUGACAAAGUCACCAAAAACCAUGUCCUUCUCCGGCUUACCGUAGCCUGUAUCAACGGCCCCAACAGCACCACUAUUUCCGGCGAAGAAUCGCAGAUUGAGGAUCUCAAAUCUCUCCUUGACAAUGACCAGAUAUUCUGCAGGCGAUUAAAGGUUAAGGUAGCCUACCACUCGUUUCAAAUGCAUGAGAUUGCAGCUCAGUAUGAGGCAGCCAUCGGGCCACUUGAGAAAGUGGCCGAUCAAUUUGAAGGCCACGAAACACUACAAACAUCAAGAUAUUGGGCGCGCAACUUGGUGUCACCCGUGAAGUUCUCCGAGGCCUUGAGCGUGGCAUGUGCAUCCACUACUUCACCCCCGGAUAAACUCGAUGGCAGUCAUUGCAAGUCCCUGCAGGUCCAUCAUCUGCUAGAAAUCGGUCCACACUCGGCACUACAGGGGCCUACCAAGUCCAUUCUUGCAGAGCUGAAGCGCACCUCAGUCCACUAUCUUUCCGUUCUUAAGCGCAACGUGGCUGCUACAUCAACACUGUUAGAUGCAGUGGGAUAUCUAUGGGCAAGUGGCCAUCCAGUUGAUUUGGCCGCUUUGAAUCAGGACUCCCAGACAAUGUCAGGGAGGAAUCUUCUCUGCCUUAAUAACUUACCGGAAUAUCCCUUCAACCACAACAAGUCCUAUUGGCAUGAAAGCCAGAUCAGUCGCAAUAUCCGCAGGCCCCCGUUCGGCAAACACGAACUUCUGGGCACGCCGGAUCCUUGCUGGAACCCACUUCAGCCCCGUUGGAGGCAUAUUAUCCGGACUUCCGACACACCUUGGGUUCAGGAUCAUCAGGUAAAUGGGUCAGUGGUGUACCCUGGCGCGGGAAUGAUCCUCAUGGCGGUCGAGGCGGGGAAGCAGCUUUGUCGAGACGGACGCCAGAUACACUCCUUUGAGGUACUCGAUACAACCCUGCAUGCAGCCAUUCAAAUCCCAGGACAUGGCGACGUGGAGACAAAUUUCUCUAUGCAGCCCGUGAGCAGCAUGCGGGCCGAAAAUUCCGACUUCUUCGAAUUCGGCCUCUAUACCGCCCUAGGGUCAUCAUGGACGACAAAUUGCACAGGCUCCAUCCGUGUGACAUAUGAAACUCAAGAACCAGACCCGGUCAAGAAUAACCAGGUUCAACAGCGGAUUGACACACAACUUCGGCAAACACUGGUGCAAGCCCAGCAAAAGUGCGGGUCAACGGUGGAUAUCACUAAGAUCUACGAUAAUCUGAGACAAUAUGGGUACGAAUAUGGUGAAAGCUUCCAAGGAAUUACAGCUCUUUCCUACAACCAGGAAGAUGGUAACACUGAUGUGGGAUCUAUUCAUCAUCGCCUAAUUACACCCCCUUCAACACUUCACCCGACUGCUCUGGAUGCAAUGUUUCAGACAUUGCUAUGCGUCAAUGCAGGAUGUGGAGCCAAAGCCGUCCCUACCUAUGUCCCGACACACAUAAAGAGGCUACAGGUUCUGAAGAACGGGUUGCCUGGUGCAUCAGAAACCUUCAAGAUCCUGGCACAGGGGGACUUUGCGUCCUCAACUGAGGUAGUCGGCUCGAUCACCGCAUUCGGAGCCGAUUCUCAGCAGCCCAUCGUUAUUGUUGAUGGGCUCAAAUGCACAUUGCUAGAUAACGUUCGGUCCAGCAGCGAGGUAUCCACAACGGGUGGGACACUCUGUUCCGAAAUUGAAUGGAAGCCGGAUGUUCGUCUUGUUGAAAACGCUGCGAUAGAAGAAUACUGUCGGGGGAGGUCGUCCGAGACUCCCUCUCGUGAUCUCCUUAUCGAGCUUGAUUUCGUUGUGCUUGCUCGUGUAUUAGAGGCCUACCGGUUAUUCACUCUCCAGAAGAAACAGCCCGCGAAGCCUUACUUGAAGAAAUACCUUCAGUGGGCCGCACACCAAAAGGAUCGUCUGGAUAAUAACGAACUGGUGUACUCUUCAGAUCAGUGGAAGAGUCGGUUACAAGACUGGAAAUAUAUUCAUGACGUUGAGAGCCGCUUGCUCGAGAAGGCGCCAAUCUCCAGGCUUCCUGUUAAUGUUGGGCGAAACCUGUUGGAUUUCCUCACCGAUGCCCUAGAUCCGCUGGAGUUCUUCUUCUCCGGUACCAUGGUCGAUGACUAUUACGAAGGCACUAUGGCUGUGGCCGACUUCGGGACAUCACUUCCAAGGUUUAUGGACCUCAUGGCUCAUACAAACCCUGGAAUGAACGUCCUUGAGGUAGGUGCCGGGACUGGGGUUGCCACUGGAGCGUGCCUAAAGGCCCUGGGAGCUUCUGGACAUCCUUCCGGCUCCAGGUAUACUAGAUGGGAUUACACCGAUAUUUCACGCUCCUUCUUCGGAAAAGCCUCUACCAGAUUUGGACAAGAGGGGUCGCGAAUGCAGUUCAAGAAGUUAAACAUCGAGGAAGACCCGGAGGAACAGGGGUUCGAAGCUGGAAGCUAUGAUAUGAUCGUUGCUGGAUGGGUUGUACAUGCGACCCAUAGUUUGGAACGCACAUUGAAUAACAUACGGAAGCUCCUUAAGCCUGGGGGGAAGCUCGUGCUGGCUGAGGUGACGAACCCGUUUCGUUCUGCGGCGUCCUUCGGACUUCUCGAAGGGUGGUGGCUCAGCUCCGAACCUUACCGUGUCUACGGGCCUUGUGUUGACAGAGCACGCUGGCAUAACGUACUUCAAAGAACAGGGUUCACAGGCUGCGACAUCUAUCUCCCCGACUUCGACGGCCAAAGUUUUCAGGAGCAUGCCGUCUUUGUCUCAACCGCCCAGCAAAUCCACGAGCCUUUGAGCUGGCACCCUAGUAUUGAGAUCGUGUACGAACCAAAUGAGGCAAAACAGCUUGAUCUUGCUAGGUUCCUCGAGCAAGAAUGUCAGUCCCGUUUGAAAUCCCGCGUGGCUUGCGUGUUGGUGAACCAGGCCUCCACUGAUACCCAAGACGUGCUCCGAUCCCUAUGGGCUGUGCUCCAGAAGCUCUUCACCUCUUCUGCAACAACAUUGUGGGUGAGCAAAGGAAGUGAUACCUUUGCGACCAACCCGAACCUCCACCUAAUUGAGGGUAUAUUCCGGGUUCUAACUCACGAGGACGGACGCCAGAACCGAUAUAUCUUUAUUCUACAUCCUCCGGCACAGGGACUGAAUACUGAAUACACUGUGCGAGAUGGCAUGAUAUUGAAUCCGCGGCUCACUGAUAGUGCGCAGCUCAACGAAGAGGUGUCACUGCAGUUAUCGGAUCAAAUUGAGUGUGAACGAAGAUUCGGAGAUAUUCCACUGUGUUUGGACUCAAGCAGUUCGAGCAUUUCGGAGGGCUUCCGAUUUAUAGAGGCCAAAUCCACAAUGGACCUUGGAGACACAGAGGUCGAGCUUGAGAUUCAUUGUGCUGGUCUAAAUUUCCGCGACAUCCUCUUAUCGUUGGGGCAAAUCCCUUACGCGGAAGCCUGGCAGGAAGGUGCUGGCUUGGUGACCAGAGUUGGUAGCAAGUGUACCAGAUCUAAGCCAGGUGACCGAGUAGUAGGGUUUGUUCCCCAGCCAUUCCAGGCUCGAACUAUAUUCGGCGAGGACACUCCGGUGGUACACAUUCCGCCGAGGAUGUCGUAUGCCGAAGCAGCAGGAAUCCCAACGAGCUUCCUAACAGCAUGGUUCUCACUCAUAGAAGUGGGACGCAUCAGAGCUGGAGAGACCGUUCUCAUCCACUCUGGUGCCGGUGGGACAGGGCAGGCCCUUAUCCAGAUAGCCUUAUACCAUAAGGCGGAAAUAUAUACUACCGUUGGGACGGAGGAGAAGAAGAAAUUGAUCAUGGAGAGAUACCCUAUCCCCGAAGGCCAUAUCUUCUCCAGUCGCUCCACUGAUUUUGCCCCAGCGAUUAUGCAAAUGACCGACGGAAAGGGUGUGGACAUUGUGGUGAACUCUCUAUCCGGAGAAGGCCUAGUACAGUCCUGGGAAUGUACCGCGCCCUAUGGGCGGUUCGUUGAAUUGGGGAAGAAGGACAUUUUGGCAAAUGCCAAACUACCAAUGAGACGAUUCUUGAAGAACGUUACUUACAGUUGCUUUGACUUGGCACUGCUUCAGCAGGAUCAUCAACGCGUGUCUCGUGCUGCUUUAGAGACGGUUAUGAACCUGAUGGACGAAGGAAAGUUAAGCCCGCAGGAUCCAACCCAUGUGUAUGGUGUCGGUGAGAUAGAAAAGGCGUAUCGACACAUGCAGUCUGGCAAGAACUAUGGUAAAAUCGUGAUAGAAAUGCGUAAGGAAGAUAUUGUCAAGACAUUGCUGAAAUCGAAACCGAAUUCUUCCUUCGACUCAAACGCGACAUAUGUGGUCGCGGGUGGUCUAGGCGGGCUCGGUCAGAGUAUGCUUACAUGGUUGGUCGGCAGGGGGGCUCGGAAUCUCCUCCUUUUAUCCCGUUCAGGCGGUAAAGGCGCCGAUGCCCAAGAGUUCCUCAGUCGACUGAAGGACGAUGGCGUCAACGCUCAAGUGCGCGCCUGCGAUGUGGCGGACGAGCGUGCUCUGCGUGCAGCAAUUGACGAGGCCGCUUCACACAUGCCCCCAAUCAGGGGCUGUAUCAAAGCCGCGAUGGAUGUCGGGUUUGAAGACAUGAGUUAUAGUGACUGGCAAACUGCCGUCAACCCGAAAGCCCAAGGAUCCUGGAACCUGCACAAGCUCCUCCCCCGUGGACUUGACUUUUUUAUCAUGCUUUCUUCCAUGAACGGGAUAGUUGGGCACGUAGGCCAGGCCAACUACGCAGCAGGAAACACAUUUCAAGACGCACUGGCACACCAUCGAGUACAGUGUGGUGAGAACGCCGCCUCCCUGGAUCUUGGGCUCUUCACAUUCACAGGACGAGUUGCACGAGACCCCAGACUCCUCAAGAUCAUGCUUGAUGUCUUCCCACACAAGCCUAUCACAGAGCCUGAGUUCCACGCGCUACUUGAUGUCUACUGCAACCCGACGCUCUGCAAAGAAAGAGGCCUUCCAUGCCAACCAUCGUUCGGGAUGCGACCACACGAGGGCGCAACAACCAAAGCCUACUGGCUUGAAAGGCCUAUGUUCCGCUACAUGGCUCAGCAGCGAUCCUCGGAGGGGCAUCGUGAGCGGCAAGGCCAGUCCAUCAAUCUUGCUUCUGCAUUCCGAGAGGCAGGGUCAAUGGCUGAUGCAACCGCUGCGGUGACCAAGGCCCUGACCGUCAAGCUGGCAAGGACCUUGUCUGUGGAGGAAGGAGGCCUGGAUGAUAAUAAGGCCCUGCAUCAAUAUGGUGUCGACUCGCUAGUCGCUGUAGAACUGCGGACGUGGUUCUCCAAGGAGGUACAGGCGGACGUUGCUACGUUUGAUAUUAUCGGUCGCGCGACGAUUACUUCCUUGGCUGGGGUUGCUACGAGUCGGAGUAAGCUGCCUCGGGGUUGGUCCUGAUUGAAUAUAUUUCGUCACCAACUUGGCCAUUAGCUAGGCUUGCACGAGGGGAUAUCUGGGAGCCAGUCAUGUUAUUAUCGCAUUGAACAUUACAUUAUGUUAUCCGCG